AUGCCUCCUAAACUGGCAAAAGAGGUUUUUGCAAUGAGGAGGAGAAGGGCAAACAUAAGGACUGAAACUUAUGUAAUAAUGAAACCUGGACAGAAUGAGGAGUUUGUUUCUAAGGAUGAAUUGAGGGACAGGUUGAAGGGUAGGCUCGAAAACCGGCCAAGCAAGGCCCUGCCACUUGACCUUGGUAGAUUUGAAACCAUCGAUGAUGCUGUUUCCUACCAAGUAAGGUCUGUCUGUGAACUUUUGAAAUCGAUGGAGAUGUUGGUUCAAUCCAAUGGAAUGGCUUUUGUUAGUAGAAUUGGUAGCAUUCUUAAACAGACAGUGAGCAAGCACACCAAUUCGGAAUUAUCUGCCUCCAAUACAUCACUUUACCAGGCCAUAAGAUGCAUGUCAUCUUCAAAGCUCUUUGUUGGAGGUAUCUCAUAUGCUACUGAUGAAAUGAGUUUGAGAGAAGCGUUUGCACAAUAUGGGGAAGUAGUGGAAGCUAGGAUUAUCAUGGAUCGUGAGACUGGUAGGUCCAGAGGCUUUGGCUUUGUAAGCUAUACAUCAAGUGAUGAGGCUUCCAGCGCCAUGCAGAACCUAGACGGACAG
This is a messenger RNA of Ilex paraguariensis (yerba mate), 591 nucleotides long. Lineage: Eukaryota; Viridiplantae; Streptophyta; Magnoliopsida; Aquifoliales; Aquifoliaceae. The record is from the annotation of a GenBank genome assembly.